Protopterus annectens (West African lungfish) is the source of this 2570-nucleotide messenger RNA. Its product is annotated as protocadherin alpha-C2-like. Gene Ontology annotation, biological process: homophilic cell-cell adhesion. Lineage: Eukaryota; Metazoa; Chordata; Ceratodontiformes; Protopteridae. Gene Ontology annotation, molecular function: calcium ion binding. Gene Ontology annotation, cellular component: plasma membrane. The record is from RefSeq and is a predicted model, not a curated record. Bases 96 to 2570 code for a protein of 824 amino acids. The transcript has a single exon.
CCGUAUUGCAGCCUUUAACCAUAAAUUUACAUCCUCAAAUUGUAAUAAAUAGUGUAGGAAGUCUGGUAGAAAAAUAAUAACCGGUGUUUCGAAAAAUGUACUCAACAAGAAGAAAUGGUACACAUCCUUGUAUUGUUUUGCUUUCCAUCUGGUUUUCCUUCUGUAUGGAUAUUAGCUUUGGAGACAUUCAAUUCUCCCUUCCAGAAGAACUGCAGCCUGGCACUUUUGUUGGCAACAUAGAAAAUAUUUUUGGACUGCGGGUAACAAAUUUAUCUGAUCGUCGGUUCCGUCUCGUUUCUGGGGACAGUAAGCAAAAUUUAUUUACAACUUUUGAGAAUGGAAGCAUAUUUGUCCAUGAAAGAAUUGACAGGGAAGCUAUGUGCGGCAUUAAGAUGCCCUGCUAUAUUAAUAUGAAAAUGAUUAUGGACAAUCCCUUAGAACUGUACAGUAUAAAACUGGAGAUACAGGAUGUAAAUGAUAACGCACCUGUGUUUAAUGUUAAUGAUUUGCAUUUGAAUAUUAUGGAGUCAGUCUCUGUGGGGACGAAAUUCACAUUGCAGGUUGCGCAAGAUCCAGAUGUAGGGUCUAAUGGACUACAGUCCUACCGGCUUAGCCCCAGUAGUUAUUUUUCUUUGGAUAUCCAGACUUCCAGCGAUAACGUUAAAGUGCCACAGCUUGUCAUUGAAAAUCAUUUGGACAGAGAGCACGAAUCCGUUCAUCACCUGUCUUUAAUGGCCGUUGAUAGCGGCCAACCUGAGAGAUCUGGCUCAGUCAUUAUUACUAUUAAUAUUCUAGAUUCUAAUGACAACCCUCCAAAAUGUUCUCAAUCUACUUAUAAAGCCAGUUUGAUGGAGAAUGACCCAGCAGGAACUUUAAUAAUCCAACUCAAUGCUACUGAUGUAGAUGAAGGUACAAAUGGAGCCGUUGAAUAUUCAUUUAGUAGCCACACCCCAGAUAAAAUACGCAGCUUAUUCGAAAUACAGCCAAGGACUGGUGAAAUUCGAUUAAAAGGUCAGUUGGAUUUUGGGGAUGUUGCAGUGUAUCAGUUUCAUGUCCAAGCCACGGACAAAGGACUGUCUGCAUUAUCUGAUUUUUGUGAAGUUUUAAUUGAAAUCACAGACGUCAAUAACAACAAACCAACCAUCAUACUCAAUUCUUUUUCGAGUCCUGUUGGUGAAAGUGCUCCUAGAGGAACUGUGGUUGCUUUGAUCAGUGUGACUGACAGAGAUUCUGGUGUAAAUGCAAAGGUGAGCUGCACGAUCCCUGAUAACAUUCCGUUUGUGCUCAGAGCAGUAGAGGAUUAUUACAUUCUUGAAACCACUAAUCCAUUAGAUCGAGAAUCAGUGGCCUCUUAUAAUGUUACAAUAACUGCCACGGACUCGGGAAUCCCUCCUCUCUCUUCUGAGACUUUUGUUUUUGUAGAGGUUGCUGAUGUUAAUGAUAAUCCACCACAGUUCACUGAAGCUUCAUACCGAUGUUUCAUUGCAGAAAAUAAUUCACCAGGAGAAAGGCUUUGUCAAGUAACGGCCAUUGACCCAGAUUUAGCAGAAAAUGGUAACGUGAUUUAUUCAGUUGUAGAGCACCAAGUUCAAGGUGCGUCCGUUUUUAGCUAUGUAUCAGUUGACUCAGAGAAAGGUAAAGUCUGUGCUAGAGCUAUUUUUGAUUACGAGAAAAUUAAGGCUUUUAAACUGCAAAUUGUUGCAAAAGAUCUUGGCAACCCGUCUUUAAGCAGCACUGCCGAGCUCAUCAUAACAAUAAUAGAUCAGAACGAUAACAGCCCCACAUUCCUAUAUCCUCCAGCAUCAGUUGGGAAUGUGCCCAUAGAAAUGAUCCCACGGUCAGCAGAAGCUGGAUUUUUGGUAACAAAGGUAAUAACUGUGGAUGAAGAUUCUGGUCAGAAUGCUUGGCUGUCCUACCAGUUACUACAGUCCACUGACAGCCUUUUUGAUAUCGAUAAGCAGACCGGUGAAAUAAGGAUCGUUCGGUCAAUAAGUGCCAGAGAUAACAGCAAACAAAAACUGGUUGUAGAAGUGAAGGACAAUGGGGUGCCUAGGCGAUCUGCCACUGUAACAAUCGGGAUAUUGCUUUACGAUAAUUUUCCUCAAGUACUUCCAGAUUUUGAACAAACCGUGGAAAAUAAGGACCAAAUGAUCUCUAACAGGAAUAUGGUUUUAAUCAUUAUUGUAGCUGGGAUAUCGUUUUUAUUUUUAGGAGUUUUAGUCAUAUUUAUCACCGUAUCAUGUUGUAGAACCUUUAACUUCAAUAGCUUUUCUUGCCCUUUUGAUUGCUGUGUGGAUGACCUUGGUAGCUACAAAUUAAAAAUUCCCGGCCCAGCUGAUUGUGCAUUGCAAAAUAACCUUGUGGAAAUUAUUGAUAACGGAACUCUAUUACACGAGUAUCAAUACAUGGCUUUCUUAGGUCAAGUGUCUCCUGGCAAAAAAGUGAUCUUAAAAAAUCCCUCCUUAGAACACACUGCUAAUAUUGGACCUGGAUGCGGUACUCAAAUUCAGUUAACUACCGAAAAUGAGACAAAGAGUGAAGAUCGGGUAUGUAAUAACGCACUGAAAUGA